This is a messenger RNA of Amoebophrya sp. A25, 887 nucleotides long. The record is from the annotation of a GenBank genome assembly. Lineage: Eukaryota; Dinophyceae; Syndiniales; Amoebophryaceae.
GUCUUUCAGUACUUCUUGCUUUUUUCGUGCUAAAAUCGUAAGGAAAUUGCGAUCCGUCGCUCGCGCUGAGGUGGGCUUCUGGGUCAUGAUGCUCUGGAUCGGGUUCUUUAUGGCGUUACUCUCAGUCCUAGUAGAUUCAGCAGUUGGGUUCAUCUUUGCGCAGAGACAGCACGGAUUGAUGGUCUUGUGGGAAACACAUGUGAAUCUAGUACCGACAAGUGCACCAAGUACUAGCGCAAGUACUAAGGGAGGAGCUUCUGAACGACGUGGUCAGGGCCACAAUCAUCUUCAUGAUCAACUAGUAGUGAAACACCUUCCUAAAAAAGCUAGUAAAACAACGACUGAGACUGCGCAUAAAGUUGGGACAAAUGCUUCUACUGCUAGUACUACUGCUAGUACUACUGCUAGUACUACUGCUAGCACUACUGCUACUAGUACUUCUACUGCUAUUGCAAAACAACCUCAACAACCCCAAGCACCAGACGAAGACGAUUAUUUCCAUGACAAUCCACCGUACAACGAUUUUCACGAUGUGGUUUUGAACUCUCUAAAACCAUCGACAAGACCAGCGGCUGUCACUUUUUGGAUGCUGACAUGUCUCCUGUGCACUGGCAUUGCGAUCGCGAUGCCGAAGGUAGUUAAGAUCGGAUAGGCACACGCACCACAGGUAAAGUGGUUGUUACUACAUUUAGCUUGCAAUGUAAUCCAGUACUCGAUGCAGUUACAGGAGCAGUUUGUCACUCUUGAUUGUGAGAGAGGUACGCAGCAUAAGAAGUAAGUACUUGAAAAAGCGCAGAUUUCAUUUUAGACUUUCACCCUCUUCUAGUUCUAACUUCCCACCCUGUGCCAAAGGAAGUGGUCUUCCCGAGGUGAAAUCGCUGUUAUCG